Messenger RNA from Trichosurus vulpecula (common brushtail), 8043 nucleotides. RefSeq names its product polybromo 1 (gene PBRM1). Bases 179 to 5296 code for a protein of 1705 amino acids. Gene Ontology annotation, biological process: chromatin remodeling. Gene Ontology annotation, cellular component: RSC-type complex. The transcript is spliced from 32 exons. Gene Ontology annotation, molecular function: chromatin binding; protein binding. NCBI's taxonomy places the organism in Eukaryota, Metazoa, Chordata, Mammalia, Diprotodontia, Phalangeridae. The record is from RefSeq and is a predicted model, not a curated record.
GGCGGCGGCACCUGGAGCGGAGUCGGACCUGAGCCGAGAGGGUCUGAGAGCAGGAGCGGGCCGAGCAGCGGCAGCGCCAGCCUUAGCCGUGGCGGCCACAGGACGGGGCGCGGCGCCGGCGGUCGGGGACCGCGGCAGGGGCUGCAGGCGGCGGAGCAGCUGGAAGAAGUUGGAUUCAAUGGGCUCCAAGAGACGAAGGGCUACAUCUCCUUCCAGCAGCAUCAGUGGGGAUUUUGAUGAUGGUCACCACUCUGUACCAACACCAGGCCCAAGCAGGAAAAGGAGACGGCUUUCUAAUCUCCCAACUGUCGAUCCAAUUGCUGUGUGCCAUGAGCUCUACAACACCAUAAGAGACUACAAAGAUGAGCAGGGCAGGCUCCUGUGUGAACUCUUUAUCAGGGCACCAAAAAGAAGAAAUCAACCAGAUUAUUAUGAAGUGGUUUCUCAGCCCAUCGACUUGAUGAAAAUUCAACAAAAACUAAAAAUGGAAGAGUAUGAUGAUGUUAACCUGCUGACUGCUGAUUUUCAGCUGCUCUUUAACAACGCCAAGGCCUAUUAUAAGCCAGAUUCUCCGGAAUUUAAAGCUGCCUGUAAACUCUGGGAUUUGUACCUCCGCACAAGGAAUGAAUUUGUUCAGAAAGGAGAUGCAGAUGAGGAUGAAGAGGAGGAGGAUGGGCAUGACAAUCAAGGGACAAUGUCUGAAGUAUCUUCUCCAAGUUACCUGAAAGAGAUCCUUGAGCAGCUUCUCGAAGCCAUAGCCAUAGCUACAAACCCAUCAGGACGUCUCAUAAGUGAGCUUUUUCAGAAACUUCCUUCAAAAGUGCAAUAUCCUGACUAUUAUGCAAUAAUUAAGGAGCCCAUUGAUCUUAAGACUAUUGCUCAGAAGAUACAGAAUGGGAGUUAUAAAAGUAUCCAUGCAAUGGCAAAGGAUAUAGAUCUCCUAGCUAAAAAUGCCAAAACCUACAAUGAACCUGGGUCUCAAGUAUUCAAGGAUGCAAAUUCAAUUAAAAAAAUAUUUCAUUUGAAAAAAGCAGAAAUUGAACAUGUUGAAAUGGCCAAGUCAAGCCUUCGAAUAAGGACUCCAUCCAAUUUGGCUGCAGCCAAGCUGACAGGUUCUUCACAGGGUAAGGGCAGCCUUAGUGAAGAGAGAAAUCCUACCAGCAAAUAUUAUCGUAAUAAAAGAGCAGUCCAAGGGGGUCGUUUAUCAGCAAUAACUAUGGCACUCCAGUACGGCUCAGAAAGUGAUGAGGAUGCCGCUUUAGCUGCAGCUCGUUAUGAAGAAGGGGAGUCAGAAGCAGAGAGUAUUACUUCCUUUAUGGAUGUUUCCAAUCCCCUUUAUCAGCUGUACGAUACUGUUAGGAGCUGUCGGAAUAACCAAGGACAGCUAAUAGCAGAACCGUUUUUCCAUUUGCCUUCGAAGAAAAAAUACCCUGAUUAUUAUCAGCAAAUCAAAAUGCCCAUUUCCCUGCAGCAGAUAAGAACCAAGCUAAAGAACCAAGAAUAUGAAACUUUAGAUCAUUUGGAGUGUGAUCUAAAUUUAAUGUUUGAAAAUGCCAAACGUUAUAAUGUUCCCAAUUCAGCCAUCUACAAACGAGUUCUAAAAAUGCAACAAGUUAUGCAGGCAAAGAAGAAGGAGCUUGCUAGAAGAGACGACAUUGAGGACGGCGACAGCAUGAUCUCUUCAGCCACUUCUGAUACUGGUAGUGCCAAAAGGAAAAGGAACACUCAUGACAAUGAGAUGUUGGGCCUCAGGAGGCUAUCCAGUAAAAAGAACAUAAGGAAGCAGCGAAUGAAAAUUUUAUUCAACGUUGUUCUUGAAGCUCGAGAGCCAGGUACAGGCAGAAGACUCUGUGAUCUGUUUAUGGUUAAGCCAUCCAAAAAGGACUACCCUGAUUAUUACAAAAUCAUCUUGGAGCCAAUGGACUUAAAAAUUAUUGAACAUAACAUCCGUAAUGACAAGUAUGCAGGAGAAGAGGCAAUGAUGGAAGAUAUGAAACUGAUGUUUCGAAAUGCCAGACACUAUAAUGAAGAAGGCUCACAGGUGUAUAAUGAUGCCCAUAUUCUGGAGAAGAUGCUCAGAGAUAAGAGAAAAGAGCUGGGCCCACUCCCUGAGGAUGAUGACAUGGCCUCUCCCAAACUCAAGCUAAGUAGAAAGAGUGGCAUUUCUCCUAAAAAGUCAAAAUACAUGACACCAAUGCAACAGAAACUAAAUGAGGUGUAUGAAGCGGUAAAGAACUACACAGAUAAGCGGGGCCGCCGCCUCAGCGCCAUCUUUCUGAGACUCCCUUCCAGAUCAGAGCUGCCAGACUACUAUCUGACCAUCAAAAAGCCCGUGGACAUGGAAAAGAUCAGAAGCCACAUGAUGGCUAACAAGUACCAAGACAUAGACUCCAUGGUUGAAGACUUUGUCAUGAUGUUCAAUAAUGCUUGCACGUACAAUGAGCCUGAAUCCCUGAUUUACAAAGACGCCUUGGUCCUGCAUAAGGUCUUGCUUGAAACUCGAAGGGACAUAGAAGGCGAUGAGGAUUCUCAUGUUCCUAACGUGACACUCCUUAUCCAGGAGCUUAUCCACAAUCUUUUUGUGUCUGUAAUGAGCCAUCAGGAUGAUGAGGGAAGGUGCUACAGUGACUCCUUAGCUGAAAUCCCUUCUGUGGAUCCUAGUUUCCCAAACAAACCCCCUCUGACUUUUGAUAUAAUUAGAAAGAAUGUUGAAAAUAAUCGCUAUCGCAGGCUGGACUUAUUUCAAGAACAGAUGUUUGACGUGCUAGAAAGGGCAAGAAGAAUGAAUCGGACGGAUUCAGAAAUAUAUGAAGAUGCAGUAGAGCUUCAGCAAUUCUUUAUUAAAAUCCGUGACGAACUCUGCAAGAACGGAGAGAUCCUUCUCUCCCCAGCACUCAGUUAUACAACAAAGCAUCUCCAUAAUGAUGUGGAGAAGGAGAAAAAGGAAAAGUUACCCAAAGAAAUAGAGGAAGAUAAAUUAAAACGGGAAGAAGAAAAGAGAGAAGCUGAAAAGAGUGAGGACUCCUCUGGAGGAGCAGGCCUCUCUAUCUUACAUCGAACGUACAGCCAGGACUGUAGCUUCAAGAACAGCAUGUACCACGUUGGGGAUUAUGUCUAUGUGGAGCCAGCAGAAGCCAACCUCCAACCACACAUAGUCUGCAUUGAAAGACUGUGGGAAGAUUCUGCUGGUGAAAAAUGGUUGUGUGGCUGUUGGUUUUAUCGGCCAAACGAAACAUUCCAUCUUGCUACACGAAAAUUUUUGGAAAAAGAAGUUUUUAAAAGUGACUAUUACAACAAAGUACCUGUUAGCAAAAUCCUAGGCAAAUGUGUAGUCAUGUUUGUUAAGGAGUACUUUAAACUGUGUCCAGAAACUUUUCGAGAUGAAGAUGUUUAUGUCUGUGAGUCACGAUAUUCUGCCAAAACAAAAUCUUUCAAGAAAAUUAAGUUGUGGACCAUGCCUGUCAGUUCCGUUAGGUUUAUCCCACGUGAUGUGCCUCUGCCUGUGGUGCGUGUUGCUUCUGUGUUUGCAAAUACAGACAAACUGGAUGAUGAGAAACACACUGAAACUUCAGAGGACAGUAAAGGAGCAGACAAUUUCCUUAACCUGGAAAAGGAGAAAGAAGAUGUUCCAGUAGAAAUGUCUAAUGGGGAGCCAGGCUGCCACUAUUUUGAACAACUUCGAUACAAUGAUAUGUGGCUGAAGGUCGGAGACUGUGUUUUCAUAAAAUCUCACGGCUUAGUGCGGCCUCGAGUAGGCAGAAUUGAAAAGCUAUGGGUCCGGGACGGUGCUGCCUAUUUCUUUGGCCCCAUCUUCAUUCACCCUGAAGAAACAGAACAUGAGCCAACAAAAAUGUUCUACAAAAAAGAAGUGUUUCUGAGCAAUUUGGAAGAAACUUGUCCUAUGACAUGUAUCCUGGGAAAGUGUGCUGUGUUGUCGUUCAAGGAUUUCCUGUCCUGCAGGCCAACUGAAAUACCAGAAAAUGAUGUUCUUCUUUGUGAGAGCCGCUAUAAUGAGAGUGACAAACAAAUGAAGAAAUUCAAAGGGCUGAAGAGGUUUUCACUCUCUGCUAAAGUGGUAGAUGAUGAAAUCUACUAUUUCAGAAAACCCAUAGUUCCACAAAAGGAGCCCUCGCCAUUACUGGAGAAGAAGAUUCAAUUGCUAGAAGCAAAAUUUGCUGAGUUGGAAGGUGGAGAGGAUGAUAUUGAGGAAAUGGGAGAAGAGGAGGGGGAGGUCAUUGAAGCCCCCUCUUUGCCGCAGCUUCAGACUCCACUGGCCAGCGAUCUGGACAUUAUGCCCUACACUCCCCCACAGUCUACUCCUAAGUCUGCCAAGGGCAGCUCUAAGAAGGAAGGCUCCAAAAGGAAGAUCAACAUGAGCGGCUACAUCCUCUUUAGCAGCGAGAUGAGAGCCGUGAUUAAAGCUCAGCAUCCGGACUACUCCUUCGGAGAGCUCAGUAGGCUUGUAGGAACAGAGUGGAGAAACCUAGAGACAACCAAGAAAGCAGAAUAUGAAGAGCGGGCAGCUAAAGUUGCUGAGCAGCAGGAGAGAGAGCGCGCAGCGCAGCAACCGCAGCCGAGUGCUUCUCCCCGGGCGGGCCCCCCCGCGGGGGCGCUCAUGGGGGUGGUGCCGCCACCAACACCAAUGGCGAUGCUCAAUCAGCAGUUGACACCUGUUGCAGGCAUGAUAGGUGGCUAUCCGCCAGUCCUGCCACCUUUGCAGGGGCCAGUUGAUGGCAUUGUUAGCAUGGGCAGCAUGCAGCCACUUCACCCUGGGGUGCCCCCACCCCACCACCUUCCGCCAGGUAUGCCAGGCAUCCCAGGCAUCCCACCACCGGGUGUGAUGGGCCAAGGAGUGUCCCCCAUUGUAGGACCUCCAGCACCGGGAGGGAGUCCUUAUGGACAACAGAUGGGAAUUCUUGGGCCCCCAGGCCAGCAAGCGCCACCUCCAUAUCCCGGCCAGAAUCCAGCAGGCCAGCCCGUCAUGCAGCAGCCGACGACGCCAAUGUUUGUCUCUCCCCCACCAAAGACACAACGGCUUCUGCACUCAGAGGCCUACCUGAAAUACAUUGAGGGGCUCAGUGCUGAAUCAAACAGUAUUAGCAAGUGGGACCAGACCCUUGCAGCCCGAAGACGAGAUGUUCAUCUAUCAAAAGAACAAGAAAGCCGCCUUCCUUCCCACUGGCUGAAAAGUAAAGGGGCCCACACCACCAUGGCAGAUGCCCUCUGGCGCCUUCGUGACUUGAUGCUUCGAGAUACCCUUAACAUUCGCCAAGCAUACAACAUAGAAAAUGUUUAAUCGCAUAAAUUACUUUCUUUGAUACAAACAUAAAAGAGUUUUGUGGAACAAUAGCUGUUUUAGUUACUGGGGGGGAUAACAAAACAAUAAUUUUUAUUGCAUUUUAUUGUACAUUGCAAGACCAUUUUUAUAUAAGGACACUUUUAAUAAGCAUAUUUCAAUUUGUUUUUGUUAUAUUAAGUUGACUUUAUCAAAUACACAAAGAUUUUUUUGCAUAUGUUUCCUUUGUUUGAAAGCCAGUUUCAUAUUUGGUUGUAUGUGUAGACAUGGAGUUAUCUUUUUACUUGUUGCCAUGAGUCUGAUACCAUUGGGUUUUUUUUUUUAUAAAAGAAAAACAGACCAAAAAAAAAACCAUGAAAAAACAACUGUUUACAAAUUAGUUUAAAAUGACAAUGAAAUGUGAAGUUAGUCCUAGUUUACAUUGUAGAAAAGGUAUGUCUGUUCUCGUGCCUGUGUGUUUUAAGGCACUUCCAGCAGAAACCAUUGCUUACAGGUGAAUUAAAAUGCUUUUUUAAGAAGAAAUGUUAGAGAUUCAACAGAUUUGUAGAGACUUCAAUCUGAUCAGCAGCUGCUUAAUGGGGCACUGGGCAUUCUUCUGAAGCUUGUGCUUCUGCCCUAGACCAGUCCAGUACAGCAAGCAUAUUUUCUUGUGCUUCGUUAAAUGUCUGGGUAGUAAUUGACCUUUACAAAGACAUACAUAAUCUUGUUGAGUCUUAACAGGUGAAUGCAUAGAACAUUUUCAGCUGUUUAAAAAGAAUUCACAGUUUGUCUCCACAUCUUCUGUUAGCUCCUGUGAAGUUUUCAAAUCCAUAUGUUAAAAAGCAUUUGUUCACACUGGAGUGUUAUGGUAGAUGGAGGUGGUUUUUAAAACAUAAAACCCUUGCUUUAAAAAUAAAAUACAGCAGUGUGUAAUAGUUGAUACCUACACUGAAAGUGAAAUUAUGAGAAUCAGUUACUCACAAUCCUUUCCCUGCCCCCCCCUCCAUUUUUCAUUCCUAUGCGUGGCAUUUUUUUCUCCCAAGUUUCAAGGUUGUAACUUCCUACCAUUUAGGACUUGCUACACAUUUUCAGCCAAAAACUUAUGAGCUGCAACUUUUCUGUUUCAGAAAUAUUUUUAAUAUUAGCUUAAAUUUUUGAAUUUCAGGGGGUAAUAAGUGCAUUUAGCGCUGGGGGAAAAUCACUAUUUAAGAAAAUGCUUUCUGAAAGGCCACACAGAUCCCAUACACAUAAGUUUAGAAAUACUUCAUUCCCUGUCUAACCUUAUAGUGAACAUUCUUCAGGUGGCAGCUUACCUUUAGAGCAUCUAUCCAGGAAAAUGCCCAGGCAGCUGGACAAAGCUUUCACAUGCUGCUAUAGACUACAUCACAUCACUUUGGGGGGGAGGGGGGUAUUUGUGUUUUUGAGAGUGGUUUUAUCAUAUAACCCCAGAAAAACUCCUAUUUUUUUCUAGUAGGCAUUAAUUACCCCAAUGUCUAAAUGCCAUUCUUAUUAAAUCAUGACUGUAGAACAGAGAAACUCUUUUGUCUCUAUAUAUACUUAAGUACAGUAGGCCGUCAUAACUGCCGUAGUCAACCACUGGAUCUAAAUCUUCAUCAAGUAUUUCUAAGUAAUUUCAAACACUUUUUUAAAAAAUUUAUGUUGCUGUCUUGUUAGAAUACAUCUCAGUGACUAGAGUUUUUGCUGUUUUCACCACAAAGAUUAAGACAUUGAACUGAAUCAGAUAAUGAACAUGUCCUAGUUCUCUGUUUAUCUGAGCCAUCCAACCACCAUCAUGGACUGUAUAUUAAAAUCGGAUUCUUUUAUUCCUAGACAUUAACAAAAUUACACCAAAGAGCCUGGAAUUAAUUUUAGUUAAGUUAUUUAUUUAUUUUUUAAGUUUGUUUUACUUUUAUUUUAUUUGGGGCCUGGAUAAGACUCCUUUUGGGAGUCUAUUAAAAACACUUAUUUCAGCCAGUGGAAUGGUUGCUGUUAUCGAAGGCAUUAGAAGCUGGGAGCACUCCUGUUUCAACCCCUUUACCAGCUUCAUUGUCACUGUAAGAACUAACCAAAUCAACCCUGGGUCUCCUUUAAGGUCAUGCAGAGCAGUGCCAUUGAGGCUACGUGUGGGCCCGAUCAAGUUUUGUUUGUUUUGUUUUGUUUUAACUGUGUAUUUAUUUUAGAAUCAUGUCUUUCUGUGUAUUUCUGUGGAGAAUGUCAGUAGAAAUUUAGGAGAUAGAAUUUGAGGUCUGCAGUCUAGAAUUUCAUACCUAACCAAAAAAAAUUUUUUUUCUAAUUCAAGUGAUUAAAAAAAUAAUAAAAUAACCACACAUUUUACUGUGGUUUUUAGAACCUCUGGUUUGUAUGGCUGUGGAAAAUAUGUUGGCCUAAACAGCAUUGUAAUAUUUUUAAAGUGCAAGUAUGUAUGGGAGAAAAUUGGGUUUAUAUGCAAAGUAAGAAUAUAGAUUAAAAUAGUGUAUGUAUUUUCAGUUAACUGGUUGAAAGCCAUUAAUUGCAUCUCACACACAUACACACACACAAACCCCUUCCCCUUCAAGAGAAAAACAAAAACAGUACCUGUGCAAAAUCUCAAAAUUGGUGUUGGUGACUUUUCAGCUUAAACGUUUUCAGACCUGGUUAAGUCAUGGUUGGUUUAUCUUUACCUCUGUAUCAAAAGGGUUUAAAGUGGUAACCAGUCUUAAUAUGUAUGUACCAUCAUUUUGUUCAUCUGAAGCUUUUUAUUCCAAAUAAAAAUGGAGUUUGCAAAGUGA